Messenger RNA from Toxorhynchites rutilus septentrionalis, 520 nucleotides. It is a transcript of the gene ATPsynG, whose product is annotated as ATP synthase subunit g, mitochondrial. Lineage: Eukaryota; Metazoa; Arthropoda; Insecta; Diptera; Culicidae. Gene Ontology annotation, molecular function: proton transmembrane transporter activity. The coding region runs from base 108 to 407 and encodes 99 amino acids. Gene Ontology annotation, biological process: proton motive force-driven ATP synthesis. The transcript is spliced from 3 exons. The record is from RefSeq and is a predicted model, not a curated record.
ACGUGAAACGUUCAGUGGAUACUAUGACUGUCAAUGCGCAAGAAUUAACAUCAAAUCUUGUGUGUUCGAACUUGGCAAGGCGCUGAUCAUAAAACAAUAGCGAAACAAUGGCUUCAAUUGCUAACAAAGGAUCCACACUCAUGUCGACUCUGCUUACCCAGGCUCGGCCUAAGUUCAAUGUUUUCAUGAAAUACGCCCGGGUAGAGCUCACCCCACCAACGCCAGGUGACAUUCCGGCCAUCCGCGAUGGAAUCGCCCGCAUCAUCUCGGGGGCUCGCACCGGCGCGUGGAAGAACUUGACCGUGAAGGAAGCCUGGUUGAAUACACUGGUCACUGCCGAGGUUUGCUUCUGGUUCUAUGUGGGCGAGUGCAUUGGCAAGCGUCAUCUGGUCGGUUAUAAGGUUUAAAUUAGAUUUGAAUCCUUGUAAAACUAGGCGGAACCGAGUGGAAGUGAUUUAGGUCGAAGAAAAACAAAACACAUUACGAGUCGAUAAAUAAUUACUGCUAAGAAAACCAAAGC